Durusdinium trenchii is the source of this 2187-nucleotide messenger RNA. The record is from the annotation of a GenBank genome assembly. NCBI's taxonomy places the organism in Eukaryota, Dinophyceae, Suessiales, Symbiodiniaceae.
CUAUCCGCGACACGUCUUUCACACCGCCAAUCUGGCGCCGAUCAGCCAUGGGUGACGUCCUUCGAGCAGCACCAACAGAGGAACUGAACGGAGUUGGUGCCGGGAUCUCUUUGUACGAGCUGCACGAGGCGGUGGAGAAGCAUUUCGAGUUGCAAGGUGAACAGCUGCAGCGAAUCAGUCUUCAGCUGGAGGCCCUGGCAGCGUCGCCUUCUGCGCCGCAGAAGAACUCCGUUACACUGAAGGUGCGGGGAGUGCUGAGUACACCUGGUGAAUCUGAAGACCACUCGCUGGAUGUACCCCAGCGGGACUCCCUCCAGGCGCAGCGGAAGAUCCUGCGCGGUCGCCAGGUGAGUCCCACUCCACCGGAACGCCCGGGUGACCGCGACGGCGACUCGUGCGAGGAGACGCCCGAAGCGCCACGGCCCAGUCCCGAGGCCUCCGCGAGCCUGCGCAUCGUGGAGCGCUCUGAAGAACGAGUCCGACUGAAACGUCAGAGUCAGCACUCGCAGGACUCCUCCUGUUUACCGUCCCUGUGCUCCGAUGAACCCGCGGAGUUGUCACACCGCAUGAGCCGCGAGAAGCCGGCACACUGGGCCACCACUUCGACCAACACCUUCGUUGGGCAGGAGGUGCACCGGCAGCAGCAAUCGGCACGGAUGGCCGCCAGAAAGUUGACUGAUCAAAAGUUGAGCAGUGUGGUGUAUUGGUCUCAGAGGCCAAAGGACAACAAUGUCGCGUAUCAGGUCGUUAGCUCCUCAUGGUUCGUCUACGGCAUCUCUGUGGUGAUCCUGAUUAAUAUGAUCUUGCUGGGCUUCGAGGUAAAUCUCGCGGCUGCAGUUGGCCAGGAGAGUGUGCCAUUAUUUUUUGGCGUAGCCAACGCGACGGCUGUGGGGAUCUUUGUUAUUGAGCUGAUGCUCUCUUUCAUCGCCUUCGGGAUCAGGAGAUUUUUCUGUGGUGCCGACCGAAUUUGGAAUCUGUUUGACUUCUGCAUCAUCACCUUGUCGGUGCUGGAGACGGCCACCGAACUCUGGGCCCGCGCCACCGUCAACGUCGGUGACUCCCAGGUGAGCACGUCUCAGCUUCGCUUCUUCCGCUCGGUGCGCCUCGCGCGCGCCUUGCGUGGUGUGCGCAUGGUGCGGCUCUUGAGGUAUGUGGGUGCUUUAAGGACUUUGGUGCUCUCCAUCGCCAGCAGCAUGGCAUCCUUGCUCUGGACUCUGGUGCUGUUGGUCCUCAUUUGCUACACCUUUGGCAUCAUGUUUACCCAGAUGGUCUCUGACUAUUGCCGCUAUGAGUUGGGUUUUUCCACGAUGCAGAGCUGUACGCCGGUGGUUGGGGUCUACUGGUCAAGCCUGGAGGAGAGUAUGUUGACGCUCUUCAUGACCAUCUCUGGUGGAAUCAACUGGGGCGAGACCUUCAGACCCUUGAUCGAUGCUCGGGCGAAUGUGGCGAUGUGGAAGACGAUGUGGAGCGAAGCUGUGUUUUCGGGAGUUGGAUGGUUUGCGAUGGUGUGCCAUAUCAUUUUCAUCACCAUCGCCGUGCUGGCCGUGGUAAACGUCGUGACGGGAGUUUUCUGCACAACCGCGAUGGAGAGCGCGGCUGCAGAUAAGGAAAUUGCGACAAUGAAACAACUUCAAAAGAAGAACGCGCAACUUCAAGACCUGCGGGACGCCUUCGCAGAGAUUGUGGAUAGCGAAUCCAACACGGUGAACAUCGAGGACUUUUCCAAGGCCAUGAGCAGCGCGCGCUUCCGACAUUUCUUGGAAUCCAUGAGCAUCUCCACCACGGACAUUGACAUCCUUUUCACCAUUAUCGACACUGAUCAGAGCGGUUUGAUCGACCUCGAGGAGUUUGUCCAAGGUUGUCUGCAACUACACGGACCGGCCAAGAGCUUGCAAUUGGCACGCAUGAGCUUCGAGAAUAAGAUCACCCGCAAGGCGAUGAAAUCCAUGGCAUCCAGCCUUCUGCAGCUGGAGGAGCAGCUCAAGAGGUGGCCUCCGGUGGAGCGAGCGGAGCAAGCGGAACGAGGGCGAAAGCGACACGUGAAGAGCAUUUGAUGUGCAGCUGGGAGAUGCCCGUGGCGGUCCUGGCGCUCCACCGACCCGCUGAGCGCGGCGCAGUUCCACUCGUUGGCUCGGUCCAUCCCGGUCGAGUGCGCGGUGCGCCUUUGUGGUGAAGCUGUAUGGAAAC